Molecule: messenger RNA, 579 nt
Organism: Mizuhopecten yessoensis (Yesso scallop)
Lineage: Eukaryota; Metazoa; Mollusca; Bivalvia; Pectinida; Pectinidae
Product: potassium channel subfamily T member 2-like
Exons: 5
Source: RefSeq, a predicted model, not a curated record
AAAAUGGAUUAUUGUUGUUGACUGCAACAAAGUUUAGGAUGCUGAAACAUGGUGCGGGUAAAACGAAAACAUGCACCCAGCCCAAACUGAUGUUUUCUCCCAAGUGCCGUCACUGCCACCCCGGUACAGAUUUAGGGACCUUGUAUUAGGAGAUUCUGUACAUCAUUUUGAUGACAGAGUGCGAGUUGAGUUCUUCACCAAUGAAAAAUCACUUAAAGAACGACUACAGCUUUAUUUCAUCAAAAACCAAAGAUCAAGUUUACGGAUACGAAUAUUCAACCUUGUGAUCAAGCUGCUAACAUGUGCCCUCUACAUCGUAAGGGUUUCCAUGGACGGUCUGUCUCACUGCCAACAAUUCCCCAAUGGAACAAUCGUGGAUACGGACGACUGUUGGACCCCGGUUGAUGCUGAUCGUUUCCAGGAAAACCCUCAUAUCAACUGGAACAGGAUUCUGUGGGUUAAUAGGUCCAGUGAACUGUGGAUUAUCCAGGUGACAGUUGCUGGAAUCAGCCUGGUGGAGACCAUUCUUGUCCAGUAUCUCAGCUACAAGGUAAAGCUUUCUGUUUCUCCUCUUGGAUG